UAGCAUUUGUAUUGUUUGAUAGGUGCAAGAAACGAAUAUAAAUAGUCAGAUAUGGAAGAGGAUAUAUACUCUACACCUGGUGUCAUUAACAAGGCUCACCUUGAUGAGGACAGCAACAAAGAAGAAAGAGUUGUGAGCAUCUAUGUCAGCGCAGAAAGUCUCACGGUGUAUGAAAACCCCUGGGUGGAUGGCAUCCCACAAAAUACACCAGGACCUUCAGUGCCUGAGCAUCCAGUGACUGAGGUCCUUGUUGUCUCGAAGAGGAAUCUUCUGAGAGUUUCAGCAGUGUUUGUGGGUCUGCUGUGUCUUCUUCUGGCUGUUAUCACUUGCCUUGGAAUCCAACUAAAUAGAGACAAAGCCAAAUGGAUAAAGGAGCAAAACCAGCUACAGAACAAGAACACCAGUCUACAGCAAAAGACAGACCAGUUAAUCGCCAAUAACAGUCAGCUCAGAAGAGAAAGAAAUGAGAAGAAGCUUGAUGAAAUCAGAUGCUGCAGCUGGAAGAAAAUUCACUCCAGCUGUGACUGUUUCUUCGAACAGACACAACAAUGGCAACAAAGCAAAGAAGCAUGUGAAAACAAUAAUGCGCACUUCGAGGUCAUAUCUAGCAAAGAGGAAGAGGACUUUAUCACUACAAAUGUUCUGCAGAGCAAAAGCAAAGCCUGGAUUGGUCUUAAAAUUCAUGACAAUGGAGUGGACUGGGAAUGGGUGGAUGGGACACAUCUGACCCAAGAACAGUAUGUCCCAGUGUGUCAAACAAGUUUUGAAAGAAUCAAAUGA
Molecule: messenger RNA, 780 nt
Organism: Thalassophryne amazonica
Lineage: Eukaryota; Metazoa; Chordata; Actinopteri; Batrachoidiformes; Batrachoididae
Product: natural killer cells antigen CD94-like
Exons: 6
Coding region: 52-780 (242 amino acids)
Source: RefSeq, a predicted model, not a curated record